UGCUUCUGCUAAUGAAGGUCGCUUUGCCUCCAGAGAUAUAACAAAUAGAAAAAUCAAUAUGUUUUAAGUGCAUAAGACAAGAAAAAUGAAUGGAAAUGACCUAAGGGAACAUUCGAAUUCGUGACAUGCCUUUAUAUAAUUUUUCUAUUCGCGACAUCUGAAUCCAUUUUAAAGCUUAAUAAUUUUAAAGUUUUAUUAAAGACAAAUAUAAUUACACCGUAGCGUUUAGCACGGACAUAUUACUAGUACUGAUAGUAGAUCGAUCCACCGAUCAAGAGGGAAAAGAAAAGAAAAACAAACUUUAAAAGAGAUCCCGACCUUGUCUUUCCAACCCAAAAUCCUCCACCAAAAAAACUGAAAGCAAAAUUAGCUAAGAACAAGAAAGAGUAGAGCCGCUCGUCGCGCGCUGUGCGCGCCUCCUCGCGCAGCAUGGCGAUGUCGGCGGCCUCGACGUAGUAGAGCUGCUCGACGAAGCUCGCCUCCGCGGCUCGCCGUGAGCGGGUUCAACUCGUGCUCGUGGUCCCACGGCACGAACAUCCCGUCGACGGCGGCGCUGUACCUCGGUGGGGAGUGGGGACGGCUCAGCACCGACCGGUCAAGGUUCAGGCCUCCGGCGAACGUCCCCGUGCGCGCGAAUUCCGACCACGACCGGAGGAGCACCACCGUGAUGUGGCCGUCGCCGAGGAGGUGGUUGCUAGCCCACACCACGGCGAAGCUGCCGGCAACCCACUCCGCCUCCGUCUCAGCCGCCCGCCGCCCUCCGCUGCCGUCAGUGCCGCCUGCUCCCGCCCUCGCGUGGCCGCCGCCGUGCAGAGAGAUAAGUGACUGCAUUGCUCGCCCGCAUGUCCGCAUCGCCCUCAAUUAUUACAACUUCAAUCAUCCGGGUGCUGAGUUCGAUUGCGUUAGGCCUUUGAGUGCAUAUUUUGCUUCUUUCGGAGGUCAAAUUUGGUCCCAUGUCAACUUCCUGGCUCGCAGGAGGGGUUGUAUUGAUGCCCCGGUGCUUCGCUUCUUCGCUGAGCUAUUCUAUUAUGGCCGUCUCGCUGAGACACCGGUUGUCGUAUCAUGCACCAUAUUACGGGAUUCCGACGUUGCCGGAGAGUCCGAAUUUGCAGGAGAAGACUCUGAAGAGUUCCAAGGCCAUCAAGGCAAGUCACACAGAUCCCAAACAACCCUUUGAGCAUGUUGAUCCCAUUUAAAGCUAUUGUUUCUAUUCAACUAUUGCAUUUAUUUUGAAUGUCAUUAGGUGGGAAUAACCUAUUGCCUUUGUUAUAGUCCUCUGAUAUUGAUUACUUAUACUUUGUCACCUGGUUAAUAAUUGGAUUAGCUAGAACAUUAUAUGGUUUUAGCUAAAGUGCUUAGGAUGCUUAGCCAUGCUUAGAGACACUAGCUCAUAUAAAUGGGAUAACUUAUG
Oryza sativa Japonica Group (Japanese rice) is the source of this 1411-nucleotide messenger RNA. RefSeq lists its product as uncharacterized. The record is from RefSeq and is a predicted model, not a curated record. NCBI's taxonomy places the organism in Eukaryota, Viridiplantae, Streptophyta, Magnoliopsida, Poales, Poaceae.